Molecule: messenger RNA, 1586 nt
Organism: Nothoprocta perdicaria
Lineage: Eukaryota; Metazoa; Chordata; Aves; Tinamiformes; Tinamidae
Gene: PGD
Product: phosphogluconate dehydrogenase
Exons: 13
Coding region: 4-1455 (483 amino acids)
Biological process (GO): pentose-phosphate shunt; pentose-phosphate shunt, oxidative branch
Cellular component (GO): cytosol
Molecular function (GO): phosphogluconate dehydrogenase (decarboxylating) activity; NADP binding
Source: RefSeq, a predicted model, not a curated record
GCCAUGGCCCAAGCUGACAUUGCUUUGAUCGGACUGGCCGUGAUGGGGCAAAACCUCAUUCUGAACAUGAACGACCACGGCUUUGUGGUUUGUGCUUUUAACAGGACAGUUUCCAAAGUGGAUGACUUCCUGGCCAAAGAGGCCAAGGGAACCAAAGUGAUUGGUGCUCACAGCCUGGAGGAGAUGGUCUCUAAGCUAAAGAAGCCUCGUCGCAUCAUCUUGCUGGUGAAAGCUGGAAGUGCAGUGGACGACUUCAUCAAUAAACUGGUGCCUUUGUUGGAGACUGGAGAUAUCAUAAUUGAUGGAGGGAAUUCUGAAUACAGAGACACCACAAGGCGCUGUAAAGAACUGAAGGAAAAGGGCAUCUUGUUUGUUGGAAGUGGUGUUAGUGGUGGAGAGGAGGGUGCAAGAUAUGGGCCUUCACUCAUGCCAGGAGGAGCCAAAGAAGCCUGGCCCCACAUCAAGACAAUAUUUCAAAGCAUUGCUGCUAAAGUGGGAAGUGGGGAACCUUGUUGUGACUGGGUAGGAGAUGAGGGGGCUGGUCACUUUGUGAAGAUGGUGCACAAUGGGAUUGAGUAUGGAGACAUGCAGCUGAUCUGUGAGGCUUACCACCUGAUGAAGGACGUGGUGGGCAUGGAUCAUGACGAGAUGUCAAAGGUAUUUCAGGAGUGGAAUAAGACAGAGCUGGACUCUUUCCUGAUUGAAAUCACAGCUAAUAUUCUCAAAUUCAGAGAUGCUGAUGGCAAUUACCUCCUCCCAAAGAUCAAGGACAGUGCAGGCCAAAAAGGCACAGGAAAGUGGACAGCCAUUUCAGCCUUGGAAUAUGGAGUUCCUGUCACACUCAUUGGUGAAGCUGUGUUUGCCCGGUGCCUGUCUUCCCUCAAGGAUGAGAGAACACAGGCCAGUAAGCUGUUGCAUGGACCUAAAAUGACUCAAUUCAGUGGGAACAAAAAGGCCUUUCUGGAGGACAUACGCAAGGCCCUGUAUGCUUCCAAGAUUAUCUCAUAUGCUCAAGGUUUCAUGCUGCUCAGACAAGCAGCCAAAGAGUUUGGAUGGACACUCAAUUAUGGUGGCAUUGCACUGAUGUGGAGGGGAGGCUGCAUCAUUAGAAGCGUGUUCCUGGGAAAAAUCAAAGAUGCUUUUGAUCGAAACCCCGCGCUCCAGAAUUUACUGUUGGAUGAUUUCUUUAAGACAGCUGUUGAAAACUGUCAGGACUCCUGGCGACGGGUAAUCAGUACGGGAGUCCAGAUUGGUAUCCCUAUGCCCUGUUUCACUACAGCACUUUCUUUUUAUGAUGGAUACAGACAUGAGGUUCUACCAGCUAACCUGAUUCAGGCCCAGCGUGAUUAUUUUGGUGCACAUACAUAUGAAUUAUUGUCAAAGCCAGGUGUAUUUAUCCAUACUAACUGGACAGGUCAUGGAGGAAAUGUGUCCUCUUCUGCCUACAAUGUCUAAUGGAAAUAUUUCCAGUUGAAGCCAAGAUACUGUAGAUCUCAGAUAUCCCUCCUAGGACCUCCCCACUUUUUAAUGUACUGUAUUCCAACUUGUGUCUGGGCACUUUUGUAAUAACUUGUGGGUAUAUGUCA